Messenger RNA from Capsicum annuum, 888 nucleotides. RefSeq names its product acyltransferase Pun1-like. The transcript has a single exon. The record is from RefSeq and is a predicted model, not a curated record. The coding region runs from base 1 to 888 and encodes 295 amino acids. NCBI's taxonomy places the organism in Eukaryota, Viridiplantae, Streptophyta, Magnoliopsida, Solanales, Solanaceae.
AUGGCUGCAAUUCCAUCACAACUAGUUUCAAUUCCUGAAAAAACCAUUGUGAAGCCUUCUUCACCCUCCCCUAAUUCUCUCAAGUACCACAAGCUCUCUUUCAUUGACCAAUCUUUGAGUCAUUUAUACAUUCCUCUAGUAUUUUUCUAUAAUAAACAUGAGCAACAUGUACAUGAACUUGACCAAAUAACUAACACAUUACAGACUUCUCUAGCAACAACACUAGCCUCAUACUACCCUUAUGCAGGUACUAUGAAAGACAGUUCUGCCACGGUUGAAUGCAACUACAAGGGAGUCGAUUUUUACAACGUUCACAUACCGCGUCCAAUGUCUGAAAUCCUAAAUCACCCUUAUGAUCAUCAUAAUACAGAAAGCUGCAAUGUCUUCCCAAAAGGUUUGCCUUGGAAGAAUUCGUUUGAUGGAAGUCUACUCGUGGCUCAGUUAAGCCAUUUCGAUUGUGGGGGAAUUGCAGUAAGUGCAUGUUUGUCACAUAAGAUUGGUGAUGGUAGCUCAGUAGCUAGUUUCUUGCAUGAUUGGGCUAGGGUAACUCGCGAUCCAAACAUUAUCCCUCGUCCUAAGUUCAUUGGAGAUUCUAUAUUUCCAUCGCGCAAUAUUCCUAUGUUUGAUCCUGUUUUUCAGUCCAAUACAGAGAAAUGUGCACAUAGGAAGUUCCUUUUCUCUGGCUCCAAAUUACGCGCGCCCAGAGCAAUAGUUGCAGUCGAAUCAGGGAUCAAGAAUCCUACGCGAUCAGAAGUAGUGAUUGCAAUUAUGUUCAAAUUCGCCACAAAAGCAGCAUCAAGAAUCAACAAUUCUGUUUCACUUCGCCCAUCCAUGAUGUUAAACGAUGUUGAUAUACGCCCUCUUGUCGUUCCCGUUGUAAUCUCUUGA